Saccoglossus kowalevskii is the source of this 1503-nucleotide messenger RNA. Its product is annotated as beta-1,4 N-acetylgalactosaminyltransferase 1-like. NCBI's taxonomy places the organism in Eukaryota, Metazoa, Hemichordata, Enteropneusta, Harrimaniidae. The record is from RefSeq and is a predicted model, not a curated record.
AUGACUAUGCGCAUGGGUAAUUACUUACGUGUAAUUGUACUCUGUCUGACUGGAUUGAAUUUUAUCAUUUUAUAUAAACCGGUGUCGAUUCCAGAAAUGUUACCAGUGAUGAAGAACUUUAAAUCAAAUAUAACUAUGUACAGUCUAAAACAGAAUAUGGAAUUCGAGCAAGGCAGCAAAUGUUCAUGUCUAGAACCAACUAUUAGGUCUCUUGACAUGAACACUCGCCACAGACAGAAAAGAGAAUAUAUGGAAUGGGAGAGACAAGAAAACAAAAUGGCUGAACCAAUGACACUGUGUCCAGCUAUGUCCCCUAUACGAUACCUGGGAUCUGGAAUAACUGUCGAGCCUCUAAGCUCCGUUCGUGUUGUUGGUAUCGAAGUAGACUCUGUGCUGAAAGCAAGUAAACACUUGAGAAUAACACUAACUUCCAGAAAUUCAUUAGGACACAUUUAUGUAGAGCCUUUCACAAUGACAGAUUUACUGCAUAUAGAAGGCAAUAACAGUGGUCAGAUUUCAAUGCAGACAGAAAAUAUUGACCAAAUAAAUAGCGCCCUCUCACACUUAAUAUACACAGGUCAGCAACACCAUAUAAGGCAGAGAGAUUACAUUGACGUUUCCAUGCAUAAUUUUCAUAUCGUCAUUAAUAUUGUGAUCCAGAGAAGUCAUGUACCCAGACUUUAUGAUCCAGGACCUUAUAAUAACAUCAGUGGCAAAGUCACUAUUGUAUCCAAGACAUUUGAACGAUAUGAGUGUGUUAAGCGCCUUAUUUCAAGUGUCAGAACAUUCUAUCCCAACAUAAAAAUAAUAAUAGCCGAUGAUUCUUGUAAGAAACAAAAACUUGAUGGAAACAAUGUUAAACAUUUUCUGAUGCCGUUUUUAGAAGGUUAUAAUGCAGGAAAGAAUUUAUUGGUCAGUCAGGUGCGCACAAAGUACUUUCUAUGGGUUGAUGAUGAUUACGUUUUUACCAGUGACACCAUCCUAGAACGUUUUGUAGAGAAACUGGAAUCCCCUACAGCUGAGCUAGACCUAGUGGCUGGACUCAUACUACAUAAAGGAGUAGUCACUGAGACUAUAACAAAGGACGCAUGGUCUCAUGUUGAGUACGCCAAAGGAAAAGACAGUGGAUGUAUCAUGAAAAGAACUACAACAAUUAAAACACUCAAGGAAUUUCCAAAUUGUAAACUGAAAGACAUGGUUACAAACUUCUUCAUGGCAAAGACUGAGGCAGUUCGAAAGGUCGGGUUUGAUUUAACGUUUGAAAGAUUUGCUCAUCGAGAGUUUUUUGUAGAUGCUCUCGGAUAUUUACGAAUCGCUCAAUGUGAUGAUGUUAUCAUCCUGCACAGACGGGAGGCAGACCAUCGUUACAGUGUUUAUAGGCACAUGAAACAUGAUACUAUAAGUAUAGACAAAUAUGCAAAACGCAUAUUAUUUAAAAAUAACCUUCAAUGUUUUCAGUCCUGGGAAAAGAUUUUUCUUCUAUCCAAAAAUAACAAUGAAUAA